AUGAAGGUCUUGGGCUAUCUUUCCGCGGCUGUGGCCGCAAUCCAUUGCAAUUUGGCGGUCAGUCAAGAUUGUUCUAAGGCGUACCGCUACGAAUUUCUUCCCGACAUGUCGAAGAACGCUGCAGCUGCCGCUUGCGUAUCAAGUGAAUGUGCAGGCGACUAUCAGAGGAUGGGACAAGAAGCAUUUCAAAAUUGCUGCAAUAGAAAGUGCAAUCCCCCGGGCUAA
Messenger RNA from Peronospora matthiolae, 225 nucleotides. Lineage: Eukaryota; Oomycota; Peronosporomycetes; Peronosporales; Peronosporaceae. The record is from the annotation of a GenBank genome assembly.